This is a messenger RNA of Nothoprocta perdicaria, 7673 nucleotides long. It is a transcript of the gene ZC3H11A, whose product is annotated as zinc finger CCCH-type containing 11A. The record is from RefSeq and is a predicted model, not a curated record. The transcript is spliced from 18 exons. Gene Ontology annotation, molecular function: metal ion binding. Lineage: Eukaryota; Metazoa; Chordata; Aves; Tinamiformes; Tinamidae.
AUGGCCAUAGUGUUCAGGAAGAGUGUUUAGCCUAGAGAAAACUUCCUCUUGCUGUUCCUUCUCAUCUAAAAUGGCAGCCUUCCAAGUCGCUGCUUCCAGGGGAAAAUUGACUCUUUUUUUGAGAUUUAAUCAAACAUUUCAGUGAGGAAGACGAAUAGGCAUUACUCCCACAGUAAGUAAGUUGCUGCCAGGGCCUGGCAUUGAUUUCGGAUACAGGAGAGGAUGAGUGUGUGUUUCUUCAUGCUGCUUUCCCCCGGGAGCAUCYGCAGCAGCUUCACCAGGGCGCUCUGCUUGGAGUGUGUUUCCAGAGCCUGUUGUGACAGCAAGGAGAGGAAAAUCGUGAUGGACAGAGGGAAAAUUAGAGAACCACCUAAUAAUAUAGGGAGGAAGGGGUUAGGGAAUAAGGGAAAGCCACCACGCUUAAAACAACAGCAAAAAGAUGUUAUCUAAAAAAUUGGCUAUGGGUUUGGGCCUGUGGGUACUGCUGCAGCUGCCCCGGUCGUGCCCGUUGCUGCUGAGCAUGAUGGAGUGAGCCCCGUUAUGGGGAGCAUUGUGUUAAAGCAGGUGCCRUUGCCUAGAGGAAGAGUCGGAAUUUCCAUUUUGUGGGAUUUCUUCCAUGUUGAUCCUUGGUUUGCCUGGUCAUCGCGAGCAUGCGCUAAAGGAGAAGAAAGAAGAAGAAGACGAAGAAAGCCACRACAAGCUGGGUGGUCACCAGAGGACAUCACCUCUUCAGGGACAUCUCCAAGUCAUCCGUUUUUGCCCGUUGGAAUGUGGCUGUUUGGAAUUUCCUACAGACUGUGGCACUGUGUUGUCAUAGAGAACGUCCAUUUCCUCAAAUGUGCUUGUGUGUUGGAGAGAUUGGAGUGCAGAAAAACACAAUUAGCAACUGAUGUGUGGACCUGUGAGCCCACCACAGCCUGUGUGACCACGAUGGGAUCUGUUUGAUGUCUUUUUUGAURCACUGAGUUCCUCACGGUGCUGCAGAAGUUCCCUUUUAGAAAGCAAGCAGCUUUUAGGCUUUGUUUAAAAAAUCUACAGCAGCAAGCAUCCCAGAAGAACCCAGUUCCCAAACUGGUGUGGCUUUUCCCUAAUUCCCUCACCCUGGCUUUGUAGCUUUUGACAACUGUGAAGCCCCUGGCACUGUAGCCAGUACCAUGUUUUACAUUUCUUUYAGCUUUAGUGGUUUGAGGCUUCCUGAGAGCACAAGAGAGCUGAGGACAUCCUAGCAGURUCUUAAGGGACUUGCUGUCACUUUGCUUUUCCUGCUAAAAACCCAUCAAAUUCUUCAGGCAUCGCAGGACGGGAACCUUCUUCCAGGGAAUCUCUCGGAGCAGUUAAUAGCCACUCAGUGGCUCUUCCUUUCAUGUGUUAAAGCAGCUUGAGAGCAGCAGAAGGUGGAGCAGAACUUGUGUGUGCAGCCUUCUCCUGGGCGGGUGGAUGGGGCUCUUCUCAACUCAUUCCACAGGUCUCCAACGCAUGACAUCCUUAAGCCACUUGUUUAUAGGUCUUGCUGAGAUGCUGCUCUCCUCAAAUUGCCUCCUCCUGACUUUGCAGGGCGCGUGGAAAGCCUUAAAUCAAAGGUGCUUCUUGAGCUGGGGAGUGAUUUUGGUCCUGCAACCAGUUCUCUGUCCAGUUGCUGGUGAAGAAGGCCAAAAUGUUGACCUGUUCCUUCAAGCUGCUCUCCUCACAGGCUGCCUUGCUCUUCGUGGGUCCUGAGUGACAUGUUGUCCCCUGUCCCUCCCCAGGUCCUGAACGUGCACCAAGACUUGCAUUUAGAUACUCUUGAGCUGCAGCAGUUCAUUAAAGCAAAUGUAAGGAGUAUUGAUUGCAACAGCCCUGAGCUUUGGACUUUGCCACAAAGGAUGAGAGCCCUUGCAGCAGGGAGGAGAUUUUAGCAAGAGAUYGGUCUGUGCUUCAGACCACUUCAGUGCUGAGCAUGUGUAGCAUUUAUACAGUGAGCUUUUAUAUAGGCAUCAUAUGCACUAUUUCUUGCAGGCUUUUUUAGCAUCUGGUGCACGUUGCUCUUCCAGCUCUAGGGGCUCUAACGAGUGCAUCAGCAGUGACCAUUUUGGAGCUGAAGCAGCCCUGACAGAAUGAAAAAUGAGGUUUGAUCAUGCAGCUCUUAGUGCUCUUCCUUCUUGUUUUCUGACAUCUGCAGUGCCCUUAUGAACAGGGCUGUUGAGAGGGUUUGCUGCUUUGUAAAGAAUUAAAAGCACGCAAAAAUAGGCCAGGAGCUGUCAAAAGUGAAAGAGUUUGUGCUUUAUGGCCAAAAAAAUUCCUGUAGAUAAAUGUGUAGCUAAUAAGCACAGCGCUGUAAGGACGGAAAAAUCUUCUCUUCGUGCAUUUGUUGCAGUGCAAAAAAAAAAAAGAAAGAAUUAUGUCCCUUUUUCCUCCUCUGUAAGUUCAGAACAGAACAAAUGCUCGUCCCCAAGCUGGAAACUUAAAAUGAGUUCAUAAUGGUAAGAGCAGUUCAAUCCUAAUAGGAAAACUUUGCCGUGUUUCUGGAAGGAGGUGAAAAAGAGAAAGGGCAUUAAAAUUCUCCCCGGCUUCUGGGAGACUUGCUGAGUGCACCAGAGUUACUCACUUUUCUUUGGGCUUUCCAGGGCUAGUUAAGUAGAUUUUUGUUCAGUACUCAGAUUGCCAAGUUGACUGACGUCAGUUAAAAGGAAAAAAUAAGUUUUUAGAUUUUUUUUUUUUUUAAUAUUUAAGAAAGGACUUUUUUGGGAAUUUAUAGCAGUGAGUUUUUGAUUUGUUAUAGUUUUCUUCCCAUUUCUUAAACGAGAUCUGCUCAGAUUCAAAUUCUGAGCAGAAUUCAGAGUGUAUUUAGGAAUAUGGAAUGCAGCAAGCAAAAAAUAUGUUCAGUUUAAGCAGCUUGGCCUGCUUGGACUGUCUAAACACCUGAAUUUGYAGAGACUUUUUUUCCUCAUCAUGAUGGAUAUAGUAACUGUACAUUAUACAGUUGGCUCUCCCUCUCCUUAAGGAAAAGAAACUCCACUUUCCAGGCCAUGAAUUCCUACUGAUUUGUAUUUCAAUACCUCUCCUCAUCAAAGCAGUGGCCCUUAAUUACCAUCUGUUUAAGCGUCGGCUGGUGCAAAACGGGGAAAAAAAUCAUGCUCGAAAUUGUGUUUAAUUAACAGUGAUAUUGGUGACACCUUGGGCAAAAUGUUUCUUGUCAGGCUUCCAUGCAAAAGAGCACCAUAAUUUUGAGAAGCUGCCUAGGAAUUUGUAUGACACCAAGUUUGGGUUUGAGGAUCACCCUGGUCCUGGAGAUAGGGAGGAACCUUGCACUGAAUUCCCCUUGUCGAGCAGUCAAAAGCAAUAACUAAUCCAAGAAACCAACUUUUCCUCUCUUUAUUUUAGAUUUGGGAAAAUUCCCUGCCAAAAAAAAAUAUCCUGGGAAAUUCACUAGUGUUUGUGAGAAGUUAACUGGAAGUCUUUGAAGAUCAGCUCCCGUGCUGAGAUUGUCCAGGGUUACUGUUAAAAGAAGAUAUCACUGCUCAAGCCUGUAGAAGACUUUCAGCCCAAGAAAGAGUGAAACCAGCUCUUGUCACRAGUGAAGGAAGUCCCUGUGGAGAGACAACGCUUCCUAUAGCCGAGCUUUCCUCAGGAAUUUCUUCAGCAUGUCCAACCAAGGAGACGAUUGCUAUUUCUAUUUCUAUUCCACGUGUAAUAAGGGAGACAGUUGUCCCUUCCGCCACUGUGAAGCUGCUCUGGGGAAUGAAACRGUCUGCACGCUGUGGCAGGAGGGUCGGUGUUUCAGGAAUAUCUGCAGGUUCAGACAUAUGGAAAUAGAUAAAAAGCGCAGCGAGAUUCCUUGCUAUUGGGAGAACCAGCCAGUGGGCUGUCAAAAAUCCAACUGUGCUUUUCAUCACACCAAGGGACGUUACGUUGAUGGCCUCUUCUUACCACCAAGCAAAACUACACUGCCAGGUCCAGCUGAGUCUGCAGACGAUGACGGGAAAGCAGCUCAGCUCUCUCUGCAACAGAACAAGCUUUCUGUGCAGUCCAAUCCCUCUCCGCAGCUGAGGGGAGUGAUGAAAGUGGAGAACUCCGAAAACGUCCCCAGUCCCACACACCCUCCAGUGGUCAUCAAUGCUGCAGACGAUGAUGAAGAUGAUGAUGAUCAGCUUUCUGAAGAAGGAGAUGAAGCUAAAACACCUGUCCAGCAACCAGCUGCAGAAACUCCUAACGGAUUGCGGAUGAUUUCCACUAGGAAAUCCAAUGCAAAUACAAAACAAGAUGAAAAGUUGAAUUUUGGGAUAAAGACGCUCGAAGAAAUAAAAUUGAAGAAAUUGAGAGAAAGAUCGAGAAAACAAGGUGAAGGUCCUUCAGGAAUUCCUGUUCAUCCACUUCAGUCUCAGGCUAUUCCAGUGCCAGAAAAGGAAAAUGUUCGGACAGUAGUCAGAACUGUGACACUAUCUACAAAGCAAGGGGAAGAGCCUGUAAUUCGACUGAACCUUGGCGAGAGAAUGGGAAAACGGAAAGCCUCCCUGGCUGAUGAAGGUGGCCUUCCACUGAAGCGCAGCCUCGCUGAAAGGCUGGGAAAGAAGAUAGAGAGUCUGGAAAAUGCUGAAAAGGCACCAAAGAGAGAGAAAACGGCAUAGCCAACAGACUAGAGCCAUGAGAUAAGUCUUGAACAAAUCCGUCUUGAGAGAGCCGGGCAGCGACGAGGAGAACCUCAAGCUAAACCUCACACUGAAGGGCCCUGCAGGACAGAAGAUCCCGGCCCAGGGACAAGACCUUCCACUGCAGUUCGCAUCAAAACUUUCUCAGAGGCCCUAGCAGAAAAAAGGCAAAAGCAGAAAGAGCAGAAGCAAAAAGAACAGAAGCAGAAAGAGCAGAAGCAAAAAGAGCAGAAGCAGAAAGCGCAAGAGCUGUCUGGGAAGGCAAAGGCCGAGAGUGAUGCCAAGAAGCAGAACGUCCAAACUGCAUCUGUGCCUGGCAAAAUGCAGCUAGAAGAGCCGACAGGUAAAGCCAAGGCAGGAGGAGAGGUGCGUGUUAAAACCUUGGAAGAAAUCAAGCAGGAGAAAGCUCUGCGGAUGCAACAGAGUGUGGAAAAUGUUCCCACUCCACCAGCCCAACCCGAACCCGCGCCGACAGGAAGGCGAUUGUUACGGAUCACAAAGCUAAUAGCUCCUGGAAGAAGAGAAGAGAAGAAGGUGGUGGAAGUGAGCAAGUCUUCUCCCAAAGCUGCCUCUGCACCUGCAGAGCCCUGUGCUCAGAGUGCAGCUAACUCUAAAGUUCAGGUGAAGAGCCUUGAAGAGAUCUUGAGGGAGAAACGGCAACUGAAGCAACAGCAAGAGGAGAAGCUUCCAAAGGAAGCAGCUGCCGUGUCAUCCACUGUGGAAAAAGCAGCUAAAUCCCCAACAUCCAGCAGUCCUGAAGCCACUGGGGUGUCAGGGCCAAAUUGUCAGACUGCAAAGAGGUUAUUGGUGAAAUCUCAGGAAGAUGGGGCUGAUAGCCCAGGAAAAGAUGCUGCUGUGUCCUCAGGGAAACAGGCAUCCCAGUCUCUGGAAAGGAAAGCUAAGACCAAGUCGAAGGCGAACGGGAAGCCGUCGGAAGCGAAAGCCACCUCUCCUGUAAAGCAGACACUGAAACGUAAGGUAGUUGAGAGCCACCCCUCUGCUGUGGCAGCUGUGAAGCCACUGAGCAGCACCGGUGGUGACACGAUGGAGCCAGCAGCUAAAAAAGCAGCCGUGGCUGUUGUUCCAGCCCUGCCAGAGGAUGGUCGGGCCACCAUACCUGAAAGAGGAAAACCCAAAGACAGUGCUGUGGGCCAGGCUGAUUCCGGGCCGCAAUCGGAGGUCUCGAGCUCCACUUCUUCGCAAGCCGUGGUCAAAACRCGCCGGUUAAGCUCCACAGGGGCCGGGAAAGCACCUUUAUCCGUAGAGGAUGACUUUGAGAAGCUCAUUUGGGAAAUCUCAGGAGGCAAACUGGAAGCCGAGAUUGAUCUGGACCCAGGGAAGGACGAGGAUGACCUCCUCCUUGAACUUUCCGAAAUGAUCGACAGCUGAACUGCAUAUCCUUCUGUUCCCCCCUCUCCCCCCCCAAAAAAAAGAAAAAAAAAUGUAUAUUUUGUUGGAUACCCCGAGAUGAUCUUUUUUUCUAGCUGAGGCUUUGCUGUGAGUCUUAAAGCACAGUUGGACUGGUAGGAAUUGGCACUAUCUGCACUCAGUUGUCCUAAAUUUCCCUGCUGUUCCGAGUUCGAGUCCCGCGCAUCCCUUCUGUUACUGUUGGUGGCUGCCUUCGAUGUUCAGAGGACAAAGCACUUGGUUAGUUCACACCAGAAGGACGUUCAUCUCCAAGCCGUGGAGGUUGUGAAUUCAUCUACUUGAGUCGGUGACACUCUGAAGACUUAACCUUAAAAGCUUCUUUCCCUGCCCUGCAGCCCACCCCUUGGCAAGACAGUUUUGGGUGUAUUUCAAGGUUUUUUGCGUUUUCUUGGACACUUGAUACUAAAGCCUGGAGUUACUAUGUCAACUCUUGAUUUUUAUUUAUGUAUGUUUCCAUUUUGAUUGGAGUCUUCUAGGGCAAAUUAAUGAAAAGGAGGAAGGGAGCAAAAUAAUUCUAGCAUUUUGGACCAAACRUGCUGCCAAGGGUGGUGGUUGGAGUCACUCCAUCCAGCCUUAUUCCUCUUCAGUUAUCAGGGAUAAUACAACAUCAGCGUGGAACGCAGCAGCUAUACCGUACAGCUAGAAUACCCCCUUCCCGGUGUAUUGUACUGUAUCGAAGCAGGGGCGUUUUGGUGCUUUUUGCCAAUGUGAACAGGAGUGCGGGGCGAAAAGUCAGGCUUCUCGCAGGCUGCAGGAAAGGAGGAAUUGGUUUAAGUGCCUCUCGGCUCCAAGAAUCGCUCCCCUGAGAGCUGACAGCUGCUGGGAUUGACGUUAAAACACCAACCAUCAGCUUUGUUUGAAGYGGUGCCCGCGGGGCGUCAGUGCAACCGCGCGGCCGGUUGUUGGCAUUGCACCAACAGGCGGCCGGCGCCCAGGUACCACCCUGGGGCUGCAGGGCUCGUUUCCGUGCUCUCUGCAUCUCCUGCGGAUCCAUUCACCCCUGCACCCCCCAGCAUGGAGGCUCGAGCUCCUCGCAGAAGGAAAAGCUGGAGCCAGGACAUUAUUGCCCCUGUGAAGUUGUGACCCUGAGCUGAGACUGGGGUGUAUUGAGUACCCUGCCACCAGUGAGUAUUUUUCCCUAGCAGAUCUAUUUUCUAAUUAUUUUCAUAAAAUCUCUGAAGAACUUGAGUCUCUUCCCAUUGCGAGUCGCGAAGGGGCCCUCAGGCACUUGCUGCUGGCGGAGGGAAAAUGAGUUUAGCUCCUUGUAAAUCUUUUCCUCUCUGGAAGGAAACACUCGUGUGCGGCGAUAACGCGCCAGGAGGUCUUAGCUCCUGGAGGAAGAGGUUGAACCCAACCUAGAGCAGCCCCUCCUGAAGAAACGGCGCGUCUGGCUCCAGCAGGGUCACCGUCUUGUCACCCUUAUCCCACCGAAGGACGUUUUUCCACCUUUCCGCCAGCUCUGCCUGGAGUGACUUUGGGAAGGAGAGAAGCCCAAGGAAAAGACUGUGCUGUGGAAAACUUACCCCCCCCCUCGGAAACGUUUCCUCUCCUUGCUCUGCUCGAAGCAGGAUCUUAUGUUUUCGUGUGGGUCCUCACAGCCCGGGGGGGCGGCGUUUUGUG